AUGAAUGGCGAAGCCGAGCCAUUGCUUCGUUUCUCCGAAGCGAAGAAAGUGCUCGGCGAUAUCUACACAGAUUUGGGAAAACAUGUUGAUGAACUGGAUGAUGUCUACAAAGAUAUCGCUGUUCCACCGGCACCUGGUGCCGGAGAUUCGGCUCAAUGCAUGGUUCCUGAUGAGCAAGCUGCCGAAAUUGAGCAAUUUCGCGAGUCGAUACGUACAAUUAUGGAAACAUUCAGACGAGAUAAUAUGAAAGUCGUAUUUUUUGGAAGGACUAGUAAUGGGAAAAGCACAACUAUUAAUGCUAUGCUGCAUGCAAAAAUACUUCCACAAGGAAUGGGUCAUACAACGUGUUGCUUCUUACAGGUCCAAGGUUGCAAUGAAGAUACUGGUUAUCUGCUCCUUGAAGAUAAUCCCGAACGAAUUCCUAUUGAGCAGCUAAGCAAAAUGGGUCAUGCAUUAAGCAGUGAUAACUCCGGGCUUCCUUCUAUGGGUCAGGACUCGCUGUUGCGUGUAUUUUAUCCAAAAGGAAAAGGUGAAGGAGAGAAUCGUUUACUGCAGAACGAUGUCGUCAUUCUGGAUAGUCCCGGUGUCGAUCUUUCUCCAGAAUUUGAUAGCUGGAUCGAUAAACAUUGUCUAGACGCUGAUGUUUUCGUGCUUGUCCUGAACGCUGAAUCCACUCUCACACAAGCGGAGAAAAGCUUUUUCUAUCGUGUAGCGAAGAAACUUAGUAAACCGAAUGUCUUUAUUCUCAAUAAUCGCUGGGAUGCCAGUGCUUCCGAGUCGGAACAUGUGGAUGAUGUAAACUUUUCAGUCUUUUCGUAG
This is a messenger RNA of Strongylus vulgaris, 819 nucleotides long. NCBI's taxonomy places the organism in Eukaryota, Metazoa, Nematoda, Chromadorea, Rhabditida, Strongylidae. The record is from the annotation of a GenBank genome assembly.